Messenger RNA from Balearica regulorum gibbericeps (East African grey crowned-crane), 797 nucleotides. Lineage: Eukaryota; Metazoa; Chordata; Aves; Gruiformes; Gruidae. The record is from RefSeq and is a predicted model, not a curated record.
GUGAUUCACCAAAUGACCAAAAAAGCCCUGAAGAGGGGCCUGAGAAGAAAAAAGAGAGAAAGUCUGAAGCCUUGAACAUCAGAGGUGUUCUUUUGCAUGUUAUGGGAGAUGCACUUGGAUCUGUGGUCGUGGUAGUUGCUGCUACAAUCUUCCAUAUACUUCCUUUGGGGAAUGCUCCGUGUAAUUGGCAGUGCUACAUCGAUCCAAGCCUGACAAUAAUUAUGGUGUUCAUCAUCUUGUCUUCUGCAUUCCCGCUUAUCAAGGAGACCUCAACUAUUUUGUUGCAGAUGGUUCCCAAAGGUGUUAAUAUGCAAGUACUGACUGACAGACUAGCUCGCGUACCAGGGGUUAGCAGCCUUCAUGAGGUGCACGUUUGGGAGCUUGCAGGUGGGAAGAAUAUUGCUACUCUUCAUAUCAAGUGCCAAACCCCUACUGAUUACCAAGAUGCUGCUUAUAAAAUACGGAAGGUUUUCCACGAAGCAGGGAUCCAUUCUGUGACCAUCCAGCCCGAGUACAUUGACCACAAGACCUCCCAGCUACUGUGCAGCUCGCCCUGCAUCUCAAAAGCUUGUGACUCUCAGCUGUGCUGCAGUCAGCGGGAGCCCCCCCUGGCUAAAACUAAUGGCUAUACUGAGAAAAACGAUAGUUGCCUUUCUGCACUGCAUAAAGACAAUGGUUCAAGUAAAAAUGAUAUCGAAAUCCCUAUCGAGUACCCACUGGCAGAGGAUAGCGUUAAAAACGUGAAAAAUUGUGGCGUGUCAGAUAACAAAUCACAGUUGAGUAGUACACGACUUUAG